CUAAUCUAGCCAUUGCUGAUAUACUUUCACGUGUCUCAAUUCUUUCCGGCCCCAGAGUCCAGCUCGCUCUCUCGCUGCUCUGGAGUUCCAAGCAAUCCCCGUCUCGAACGCAAAACCAAAAGGAUUUCGAUUCCCUAAUUUCCCAAUCGUGUUCGAUUUCUUUUCCCGGCGGUAGCUUCCAGUUCCAAUUCCACCCACCCGUCUCCGAGUUUCUGUCUUCUGUGGAAAUGGCGUUUUUCGGAUUCUAGGGUUUCCCGAAUCGAAUUUGCUAGCUACCGAAGUCACACUGUACCAGUUCUUCAUCUUGCUUAUCAAAAUCCUAGACAUGGCUAUCCGGGUUACCUUCAACUUCUCUGGCUUUGUCGCCAAAAAUCUAGCAUCCUCGGCCGGCCUUCGGGCCGGCCAUUGCCGCACCGCUCACGAGUGCUGGUUCCGUCCUCGGACCUUCGGUCCGAACGAGAAACCCGAGCUCGAUACGUCGGGCACGGUGCGCAAUUACCGAUCCGAUGUGAACCGUCCUAAACCGAAUAACUGGGGCAAAAAUUCGGCUUCUUUGUACUCCACUCUCGCCGGAGAGGUUCUCGGGGAUAAGUGCAAAAGCCCGAUUGUGCUGGGCUUGAUUUCGAUUAUGAAGUCAACGGCCUGCGCGUCGGGUACGUCGGCCACGGCGCUCGGCGUUUUCGGGGUAUCGCCCAUUAAGGCCCAGUCGAUUUUUCCCUUCUUACAGGGAUCGAACUGGCUUCCUUCUAGUAACGACUCGGCUAGUGGGGUUGUGGAUAAAGGGGGAACAAAGUGUUGUGAGGAGAGCUCAGAGUUCAAACACAAGACGUUUGAGAAUAGCGGGUGGUUGUCGAAGAUAUUGAGUUUCUGUUCGGAGGAUGCCAAGGCUGUGUUCACUGCUCUGACUGUGAGCUUGAUGUCCCAGUCGUUUUUGGCGGAACCGAGAUCGAUUCCGUCAUCUUCGAUGUACCCUACACUGGAUGUCGGCGACCGCGUAUUGGCCGAGAAGGUUUCAUACUUUUUCAGGAAGCCCGAUGUUUCAGAUAUAGUAAUUUUUAAGGCACCGAUAUUACAGGAGGCUGGCUUUUGUUCAGGCGAUGUGUUCAUCAAAAGAGUUGUGGCAAGGGCUGGAGACUAUGUUGAGGUUCAUGAUGGAAAAUUAUAUGUGAAUGGUGAUGUUCGAGAUGAAAAUUUCAUUUUAGAGCCACUUGCUUAUGAGAUGGAUCCUGUGCUUGUUCCUGAAGGUUCCGUCUUUGUGAUGGGAGACAAUCGCAACAACAGUUUUGAUUCUCAUAACUGGGGUCCGCUUCCUAUAGAAAACAUUAUAGGGAGAUCGGUGUUUCGUUAUUGGCCUCCAUCCAAAGUAUCAGACACAAUAUAUGAACCACAAGUGGGCAGGAAAGCAGUGGCAGUUUCUUGACAUAUUGCCUUCUGCUUGCAUGAUAAUGAUCUUUGGUGACGACUAUUUCAUCUGGAUGAUGAUUCUAGAACUUGUUUAUCCUUUCUUUUGCCUCAUCUCUAAGCAGUUGUGAACAUUCAACCCUUUUCCCAUCAUGUGCCUGGCUGACUUCAAUUGGUUCUUGAUGGGUACCUUGUGUAUCAGUCUCUUUUUGGAUGGCCAAGCUGUCUGCCGGUGCUGCAUGAAAAGUGGGAAGAGAGGAAUGUAGGAAACAUAUUUAGCAUUCCUUUAUCUCAUACGUAUAUUUCUAUGGUUAUUAUCCGUGGGGGCGUUAAAAUGCACUUUGCUAGUCAAGGACUCAAAAUGAGCUUGCAGUAAUCAAGGAGUUAGGCUUUGGAGGGCUCAAAUAUCUGCGGGGUGAUGGUUUACGAUGAAGUCCGGUGCUGCCAUCGACUAGACUUUGGUGCAAAAGUUCUGAUUCUCUUAGAUGUUGUCUUCGAAGUUUCCUUGAUGAUGAUGAAUGGGUGAAGUGAUGAAGUCUGGCGGGUACUCUACUAUCAUGCUGGAUUGCUCAUGAAUUUAUCCAUACCGGCAUACAGCAUCGCAUCUCUGGUCGACAAUCUAACCAACUCAUCUUAAAAAUGUUCAUGGCAAGUGGGUGGUUCUCAGAGCUAGCUUUAAUUCCCCAUUGUUAUAUGCAUGUUGUGGAUCAAAUAGUCGGAGUGAUUAUUGUUAUAAGUGUGUAAUAAAUGUCUAUAUUUCUGUUUGGAAACCAUCUGUGGGUAACUGCAUAUACCAAAACAGACCAUUACACCCAAUUCUGGGUGGUUGUUUGUAUCGACUUUUGCUCAUGUAUUUCAUCAACUUCCACAUUGUUUGAUGCUCUUUUAACUCUUUUUUA
Messenger RNA from Juglans regia (Persian walnut), 2300 nucleotides. RefSeq names its product thylakoidal processing peptidase 1, chloroplastic-like. Gene Ontology annotation, cellular component: chloroplast thylakoid membrane. NCBI's taxonomy places the organism in Eukaryota, Viridiplantae, Streptophyta, Magnoliopsida, Fagales, Juglandaceae. The record is from RefSeq and is a predicted model, not a curated record. Gene Ontology annotation, molecular function: serine-type endopeptidase activity. Gene Ontology annotation, biological process: thylakoid membrane organization. The transcript has 6 exons. Bases 326 to 1420 code for a protein of 364 amino acids.